AUGGCGAAGGGGACGACGGAGAUGGAGGUCGGGUCCGACGGCGUCGCCGUCAUCUACAUCGCCAACCCGCCCGUGAACGCCCUCUCCAUCGACGUCCUGUUUAGCUUGAAAGGGCACUAUGAAGAGGUGCUUCGAAGGAAUGAUGUGAAAGCUAUUGUUCUUACAGGAACUGGAAGGUCAUUUUCUGCUGGACUCGAUAUUAGUGCCUUCGCUGAUAUUCGCAAACCGGAGCAGCUAAAGGAUCACUGCAUAUUGAUUGAAGCCAUGACUGAUAUCUUCGAAGAUGCUGGGAAGCCAUCAGUGGCUGCUAUUGAUGGCCCUGCUCUUGGUGGAGGUUUAGAAAUUUCCAUGGUAUGCCAAGCACGCAUUUCAACUCCUAAUGCUCAAUUAGGCCUCACGGAGCUUCAGUUUGGAGUAAUACCUGGAUUUGGAGGAACACAGCGCCUUCCCCGCCUUGUUGGACUGACAAAAGCACUUGAAAUGAUGAUGCUCUCGAAGCCAAUUAAAGCCGAAGAAGCCCAUGAGCUGGGUCUGGUCGACGCUGUUGUUUCACCUAACGAUUUGUUGAAUAAUGCCCGCCGUUGGGCUUUGGACAUCUAUGAGUCGAAAAGGCCAUGGGCCCGAGCCCUCUACAAAACUGACAAGCUUGAAUCCCCUGAUCUGGCCAGAGAGAUCCUCAAUUCUGCCAGAGUUCAGUCUCGGAAGUGGGCUGCCAAUCUUCAGUAUCCAUUCGUCUGUAUCGAUGCUGUCGAAGAAGGUAUAGUUUCAGGGCCACAAGCCGGGCUUCGGAAGGAAGCCAUGGCUUUUCAGGAACUCUUUUUCUCAGAUACAUGUAAAAGCUUGAUUCAUGUGUUCUUUUCACAACGUGCAACAUCAAAGGUUCCUGGGAUCACAGACUUAGGUUUGAUGCCAAGGAAGGUAUCUAACGUUGCCAUUGUUGGUGGUGGACUUAUGGGUUCUGGAAUCGCAACCGCGCUGAUACUGAGCCAUUAUCCUGUUAUACUGAAAGAAGUCAACGAGGAAUUCCUAAACGCAGGAAUUGACAGGAUCAAAGAAAACUUGCAGAGUCGUGUAAGGAAAGGAAAAAUGACAAAGGAGAAAUAUGACAAGACCCUCUCACUUCUUACAGGUGUCCUCGAUUAUGAAAAAUUCAAGAGUGUUGACUUAGCAAUCGAGGCAAUCGUAGAGAAUGUGAAGUUGAAGCAGCAGAUUUUUGCUGAACUGGAGCAACACUGUCCUUCCCAUUGUAUUCUUGCCACCAACACUUCCACCAUUGAUCUUGACCUGAUCGGAGAGAAGACAAAUUCCCAAGACCGCAUUGUUGGCACACACUUCUUCGCUCCAGCUCAUAUCAUGCCUCUUCUUGAGAUAGUCCACACCCCUCGCGCAUCUUUGCAAGCAGUUGUCACCUUGCUGGAUGUGGGGAAGAAGAUCAAGAAGACACCAAUAGUGGUCAGAAACUGUACCGGCUUCGCGGUCAACCGGAUGUUCUUUCCGUACACUCAGGCAGCACUAUGGCUUGUCGAUCAUGGAAUGGAUGUUUACAAGAUCGAUCAGGCUUGUACUGAAUUCGGGAUGCCAAUUGGUCCAUUCAGAAUGACAGAUCUGGUUGGUUUUGGAGUUGCUCUAGCCACAGGCAUGCAGCACCUUGAAAACUUCCCUGAGCGGGUCUACAAGUCAAUGCUGAUUUCUCUCAUGACUGAGGACAAAAGAACAGGUGAAGCCUCUCAAAAGGGGUUUUACAGGUAUGAUAGUAAGAGGAAGGCGAGCCCUGAUCCUGAAAUCAUGAACUAUCUCGAGGAGUCGAGGAGAAUUGCAGGAGCCACACCUGAUCCCGAGUUGCUCAAGCUUGACAACAGCGCGAUAGCAGAGAUGGUGUUGUUCCCGGUUAUCAACGAAGCCUGCCGUGUCCUGGGGGAGGGCAUUGCCUUCAAGGCCUCUGACCUCGACAUCGCCUCCAUCUUCGGAAUGGGUUUCCCGCCAUACAGGGGUGGCAUCAUGCACUGGGCGGAUUCCAUCGGCGCAAGGCGCAUUUGCGCGAUGCUGUCGGAGUGGGAGAUGAAGUAUGGCCAGUUCUUCGAACCUUGCAGCCACCUGUUGGAGAGGGCGGCUGAAGGUCUUCCUCUGAGCGCAUUGGCGACGAAGACGAUGAACAACCAGGCCAAGGGCAAGCUACUGGGAAGCUGCUGA
Molecule: messenger RNA, 2190 nt
Organism: Triticum turgidum subsp. durum (durum wheat)
Lineage: Eukaryota; Viridiplantae; Streptophyta; Magnoliopsida; Poales; Poaceae
Source: the annotation of a GenBank genome assembly